AUGGUGAGCCUCAACUCCCUUUCCACUAGAUUCGUUCGUUCCAGCCUUCGACAUUCUGAGCCACCUGCCCCCGUCAUCCUUGAUCAGCUUUCAAUUGAAUCCCCUACUCGACGUUUCUAAGAUUUGUCCCGCUAUGGAUCCUGGAGUAUUUUAUCGAAGGGACCAAGCAGCGUUUUUCCGGGGUUGGGAGAACGCAGAGCACAGCCUUAUUCCAGAAGCUCGUCCAUGUUCCGCCACCGAGAUCCUCCAUUUUUCUAGACCCGAAAAGAUUGGAGUCAAACACGAGGAGGUGACUGAUGAGAACGCUGUCCAGUGGGCUAGCAGAAGCUUCGAUUCUGAGAUGGAUGCCAGUGCUCGCAUUCUCUUGGCUCCAGCGAGAAGCAGUUCUUUAAAUGAGGCUGGAAAAUAUGUCUUUCCCACCCCCGACACCCUACCACCCUUCAAGCCAGAGACUUUCAACCUGGUGGGCGAUAUACUAAAAUUGCACCCCGGCGGAUGUGUGAGAAAUGCCCAGUUUUCCCAAGUCUCAAAGUUGGUUGCGUCUCAAGACAUCACCUCCAUAUAUAUAGAGACCUUGUCGCAUCGAGAAUGUUGGAUUAGACUGUUUGUUACUUUCAAUUCUAGAAAUUUUACAACGACAAGCUUACUCCUCCACCUCCUCCCAACGGAACGCGCUUUUAUCGAGCAGAAACUCGGCGAUGCAGCCUUGCAACCACUUAUGCAUCACCCAUUGUUUACCCCAACUCUAGUGAUGGAACUACUCUUCCAAGAAGCAAGCGAGUAUCUUCAUCUUGUAUAUUGCAACUCUGUCGGCCUGUAUAUUGCGGCAGAGUUGCACACCAACGAAGGAUACCGACAUCUCAAGAAGGAAGAUCUAGAUAUGGAGGAAGCAUCAGAAACUGCUUUGGGGCACGAGCAACAUAUCCUGAUUCUAUGCGAGAAGAUCGAGUCAAACCUAAAGAUAGAACACGCUUCGAUUCAGCAGGCGUAAUCAUCCGAAACCGGUUGGAAAAUUUGAUUGAUGGCUUUGAGUUCCAGCUGAUCCGGCUGAAGAGAGUGCAAGGUCAUGCACAGUAUAAUAGACUUGGGGUAGGCACCGUUAACACAUCUUUCCAGGACCGCAAGACACUGUGGAGACUGACGGGUUGUAGUUACAAGUCAGAAAUGCCACACUAGGCAA
Messenger RNA from Hyaloscypha bicolor E, 1180 nucleotides. RefSeq lists its product as uncharacterized. The record is from RefSeq and is a predicted model, not a curated record. The transcript has 5 exons. The coding region runs from base 134 to 991 and encodes 285 amino acids. Lineage: Eukaryota; Fungi; Ascomycota; Leotiomycetes; Helotiales; Hyaloscyphaceae.